AAAUCGAAAAUAGACAACGUUACCUAGAUAACGGUUUAAUAAAAAACGUUGUAGUUUUUUUUUUACAACGGUAUAGUCAAAACCGUUAUCUAUAGAUAUUAAAAAAGUGUUGAUCCCUUGGUUAGAAAUUUUCUCAUUUUACUUGUACAACGGUGUGGUCGAAACUGUUAUCUAUAGAUAGUAACAAAGUGUUGGCCCCUUGGUAGAAAUUUGUGAAUUGAACUUAUACAACGGUAUGGUCAAAACCGUUAUCGAUCUAAAAAUAUUAAAAGUGUUGGUCCCUUGGUUAGAAAUUUGUAAAUUUAACUUAUACAACAGUAGGAUCAAAACCGUUAUCGAUCGACAAAUAUUAAAAGUGUUGGUCCCUUGGUUAGAAAUUUGUAAAUUUAAUAAACAACAGUACGGUCAAAACCGUUAUCAAUUUGUAAUUAUUAAAAGUGUUGAUCUACGAUUAAAAAUUUAUUUAGUUAAAGAAUUUUAUUCUAAUUCAUCAAAUCUAGGAAGUGAGAAACAAGAUCCCAACAAGAUCAAUCCUAAGCUGUCAUAAAAAAAAAAAAAAAAAACAAGAUCCCAAGCUAUUGCGUUUAAUUAUGCUUUAGCUGGGCUUCAACAAAUUAAAAAGAAAAAAUAGGGCAUGGUUUAAUUAGCUAGGCCUGAAGUCAUCCACUAAAAAACAAAAGAUAAGGCAUAAAUAUAAAAAAGGCAUAAUUAUUAUGCUUUAGUUGCCACCUAGUAGCCUUAGCUUAGGCGUGAUAGCAAACAAUUACAGAAGUUAAGAGGUGUAAGAAGGAACAACUUUCCAGAGCCAAUUGAUAUAUCGAGAUGGUAGCGGCGAAAUUGGCCAAAGCUAAUAGAGCAAAAGACGAGGCUUUGCAGUAGAAUGAUGAGAUUAAGAAUCAAUUGGAUGACUUCGUUCUGGAGAAGGAUGGGUUCAAGGCUGAGAUUGGGAAUUCCACGCAUAUGCUCAUGUCUGGGAUUGUUAAGAUUUCAGGGAAAACCAUGCAAGUUAGCUGUCGACUUGGUUGAUAAUAUAGUUGCGCGUGGUACCGUACUAGAAAUUGAUGCAACCAACCCAACCAUUCAUGGUGUUCCUUUAGGAAAAGGCAACGAACGGGUUGUAGUUGAUAUAGUUAUAGACGCUGAAGCAUUUUUGCCUUUCCCUAUUAAAGAUGAUGACAUAUUCACUGUAGGCCAAGCUGUAGGUUAUGUGAUGGCUUGGCCUAAACAUCUAGUCAUAUUAACAGGAGUGGAGAUUCCUAGAAAGCGUAAGCAUACUGUUGAAAAACUCCCUAAAGCCCCAGAGGUGGACUUUCAUGGAAUGCCAAAAUCAUUGAAAAUAUUAUGCCGUUAUGCACAAAAUAUGAUCAAGAUGCAUGGGAACUGCAUUGUGUUUGAUAUGGAAGAGAGAGUAUUUGGGUCACCUCGACCCACUCACAUCUUGAAUGAAGAUAUCUUACAGCUUGGAGGCAUGGAGAAAUUAUCAGCCACUUGCAUAGUAAUUUAUAUGAGGUACUUAUAUACUGUGCUUGAAGAGUUAGACAUGGUAGGCUCUGUUAGUUUUGUUGAUCCUGCUGUAAUCUCUGCUCCAUGGUGUGGGACAAGUUUUGUAAGAUCUCGUAAGUUAGCAGACCGAUUCAAAGGAGCACAGAAUGAUCAGAUGUUCUUUAUCCCUUACAACUCCGGUGAUCAUUGGAUGUUAAUGAUUGUCCAUCCAGUCAAGGAGACGAUCUAUUUUGUUGACUCAUUUUAUCAGAGCAUAAUUGACAGUGAAUGGAAACAUGUUGUGAAUGAUGCCAUUAAUAUAUUCAACCGGCAAAGGAAUAAGCAAGGACGUAAAUCUCCACUAUGGAAAAUCCUGAUGGGUGCUCCAAGACAACCGACAAACAAAGAAUGUGGCUAUUACGUCAUGCGCUUUAUGAGGGACCUAAUCCUUGAAGAUAUUCAAGGUGUACUAGCUAAGUGGGAAGGACCUAUGGAGACCACAUAUCUUCAAGAAGAAAUCGAUGAAGUCCGUGAUGAGUGGGCAGAAUUCGUUAGCGACAAGUAUCUUUAGACUCCUCAGUUCUAUGGUUUAACUAUGUACCUAGUGAAACUUCUUUAAUUUGUUGCAAAAUUUACAUUUUCCUCUAUAUGAGAGCUAAAUACAUUUAUGACAGCUAGUACUAUUUAUGUUUCUUUUACUUUUGCAAACUUCACUCAAAAAAUUUCAAUUGAGAAAGCAUAGUAAAUGUGAUUACUUGAAGUACUCUUCUAUAUAUUAAUAUAUUACAAUUUCAUUUCAAUUUCCUGAA
Molecule: messenger RNA, 2291 nt
Organism: Rosa rugosa (rugosa rose)
Lineage: Eukaryota; Viridiplantae; Streptophyta; Magnoliopsida; Rosales; Rosaceae
Exons: 8
Coding region: 881-2053 (390 amino acids)
Biological process (GO): proteolysis
Molecular function (GO): cysteine-type peptidase activity
Source: RefSeq, a predicted model, not a curated record